Archocentrus centrarchus (flier cichlid) is the source of this 10518-nucleotide messenger RNA. It is a transcript of the gene myo9aa, whose product is annotated as myosin IXAa. NCBI's taxonomy places the organism in Eukaryota, Metazoa, Chordata, Actinopteri, Cichliformes, Cichlidae. Gene Ontology annotation, cellular component: myosin complex; actin filament; axonal growth cone. Gene Ontology annotation, biological process: establishment of epithelial cell apical/basal polarity; intracellular signal transduction. Gene Ontology annotation, molecular function: GTPase activator activity; actin filament binding; microfilament motor activity. The record is from RefSeq and is a predicted model, not a curated record.
UGUCUUGAAUUGGUGGCCCCUCUAACCCACUUAAGGACAUGCCAGUGCCAGGCUGCUGCUAAUGGGAACUCCUGUUCCACCAUGAGUGCUCGUGAUGGCGUUGGUGGUGUUGGUGGCGUGGGCACCUUGGGUCGACGGCAGCGCUUUGAGAACUCAGAGUUCACCGUGCGCAUCUACCCAGGCGACCUGGCAGAGGGCACAAUCUACUGCCCGAUCAGUGCCCGCAAGACCACCACUGCUGCUGAAGCCAUUGAACGUGUCAUUGAACGGCUUAAGUUGGAUCGCACCAAGUGUUAUGUUCUGGCCGAGGUGAAAGAAUUUGGAGGUGAAGAAUGGAUUCUGAACCCCAACGACUGUCCCGUGCAGAGGAUGAUGCUGUGGCCCCGUGUCGCACUAGAGCAUCGGUCGCUGUCAGGUGGAGAGGAUUACCGCUUCCUUCUAAGGCAGAAGAACCUGGAUGGCUCAAUUCACUAUGGAGGCAGCCUUCAGAUGUGGCUGCAGGUCACAGACGUGCGCAGGCGCAUGAUGGAGCGUGGACUGCUGCCACAGCCUGAAUCUCAGGGUGACCAUGCAGAUUUAUGCUGCCUGCCAGAGCUCAAUGAGCGCACGCUGCUGGACAACCUGCGCUCACGCUUCCGCCAGGAAAAGAUCUAUACUUAUGUUGGAAGCAUCCUCAUUGUCAUUAACCCCUUCAAAUUCCUGCCCAUCUACAACCCCAAGUAUGUGAAGAUGUAUGAUAAUCAUACAUUGGGAGAUUUGGAGCCACAUAUUUAUGCCGUGGCAGAUGUGGCUUACCACGCCAUGCUGCAGAGACAAAGGAAUCAGUGCAUCGUUAUAUCGGGGGAGAGCGGCUCUGGGAAGACACAAAGCACAAACUUCCUGAUUCAUCAUCUGACUGCACUUAGUCAGAAGGGUUUUGCUAGUGGAGUGGAGCAGAUCAUCUUGGGAGCAGGGCCAGUAUUGGAGGCAUUUGGGAAUGCAAAGACAGCGCACAACAACAACUCCAGCCGCUUUGGCAAGUUCAUUCAGGUGAACUACCAGGAGAGCGGCACUGUGAGAGGAGCAUAUGUGGAGAAGUACCUCCUGGAAAAGUCAAGACUGGUCUAUCAAGAGCACAAUGAACGAAACUACCAUGUGUUUUACUACCUGCUGGCAGGAGCGAGUGAAGAAGAGAGGAAAGCCUUUCACCUCAAGAAGCCUGAAGAAUACCAUUACCUCAGUCAGAUGUCAAAGACACCCCACCAGCCUCACUGGGAGAGUUACUGUGAGAGUGAGCCGGACUGCUUCACUGUUGAAGGAGAGGACCUGAAGCAUGACUUUGAGAGGCUUCAGCUGGCCAUGGAGAUGGUGGGCUUUCUUCCUGCCACGCGCAAACAGAUCUUCUCUCUGCUGUCGGCCAUCCUUCACCUGGGUAACAUCCGCUACAAGAAGAAAGCCUACAGGGAUGACUCAAUAGACAUCUGUAACCCAGAGGAGCUGCCUGUUGUGUCAGAGCUGCUGCAGGUCAAAGAAGAGAUGCUGUUUGAAGCCCUGACAACACGGAAAACAGUUACUGUGGGAGAGAAGCUGAUCGUUCCCUACAAACUGGCCGAGGCUGGUACAGUGAGAGACUCUAUGGCUAAGUCUCUGUACAGUGCUCUGUUUGACUGGAUUGUCUUCAGGAUCAACCACGCUCUGCUCAACAUCAAAGACCUGAUGGAAACUACCAAGAUCUUGUCUAUUGGAGUCCUUGACAUUUUUGGUUUUGAAGAUUAUGAGAACAACAGCUUCGAGCAGUUCUGCAUCAACUUUGCCAACGAACGUCUCCAGCAUUACUUUAAUCAGCACAUCUUCAAGCUUGAACAGGUAAGAGUACAGGGCAGAGGCAUCACCUGGCGAAACAUCGACUACAUCGACAAUACGGGCUGCAUCACCCUGAUCAGUAAGAAGCCCACAGCGCUGUUCCACCUACUGGAUGAAGAGUGCAAUUUUCCUCAAGCCACCAACCAGACUUUGUUGGAUAUCAAGCGGCAGCAUGAAGGUAACAGCUACAUCGAGUUCCCCGCUGUCAUGGAGCCCGCCUUCAUUAUCCGACACUAUGCUGGCAAGGUCAAGUAUGGUGUCAAGGAUUUCAGGGAGAAGAACACAGAUCACAUGCGCCCGGACAUCGUAGCUUUACUAAAGAGCAGCAAGAAUGCCUUCAUCUGCGGACUUAUAGGCAUCGAUCCAUCAGCCACUUUCCGCUGGGCGGUACUCCGAGCAUACUUCAGGGCCCUGGUGGCUUUCAGACAGGCUGGGAAGAGACACACGCAGAAGAAGACUGGGCAUGAUGACGCUGCUCCCUGUGCAGUAUUGAAAAGUGUGGAUAGUUUUAGUUUUCUUCAGCACCCUGUGCAUCAGAGAAGCUUAGAGAUCCUGCAGAGAUGCAAAGAGGAGAAGUACACUCCAGAUGAGAGUGAAAAUGUACAAAGUGAUGAAAGUGAAAACGGUUUGACUAGAAAGAGUCCACGUACGCCACUCUCAGACCUUCAGGGAAGCAACACCAUCAAUGAGAAAUCACCACGGGGCUCUCCGGGCCUCGGCUGGAACAGGCGUGUGGGCCGACAGAGCCGCUUAUCAUCCAGCGGCUCUGCUACAGAAGAAGACGGCAUCUUUCUGAACUCUACCAGCAGCAAACUCCUGGAGAGAGCCCAUGACAUCCUCAUGUCAGAACAAAAACUACAAUCUAAGCCCGUUCUUCCAAAGCAUUUACUGAAUGUCAAGUCUCUGAAGUACCUCAGCAAUUUGACACUUCACGACCGCAUCACCAAAUCACUGCUUCACCUCCACAAGAAGAAGAAACCACCCAGCAUCAGUGCACAGUUCCAGGCCUCUCUCAAUAAGCUUAUGGAGACUCUGGGUCAGUCUGAGCCUUAUUUUGUCAAGUGCAUUCGUUCCAAUGCUGAGAAGCUGCCCUUACGGUUUAAUGAUAACCUGGUGCUGAGGCAGUUGCGUUACACCGGUAUGCUGGAGACAGUACACAUCCGGCAGUCCGGUUACAACGUCAAGUACAGUUUCAAGGAUUUUGUCCGUCACUUCAGUGUGCUGCUCCCGGAGGGCACCAGUGCAGGCAGAGAGGGCAUCCAGCAGUGUCUGGCCCAGCUAGACAUACGAACAGAUGGGUACCAAGUUGGAAAGACGAAGGUGUUCCUGCAGGAGGCUGAGCGUCAGCAGCUGCAGGCCUUACUCCACAGAGAAGUUCUCAGACUUAUUGUCAUGCUGCAGCGACGAUUCAGAGCCCGGCUGGAGAGGAAGCAGUUUGUCCGGAUGAGAGAAGCAGCGAUCUGCAUCCAGAGAUGGUGGCAUUCUUACCGGUCCAUAGAGGAGGAUUAUGUCCAGGAGGGGGCAGCUUUGUGUCUGCAGAAACACUGGCGAGGUUACAGGGAGCGUCAAAGGUUCAGGCUGUGGAAGGAGGCCACUCUGGUGUUACAGAGGGCAUGGAGGGCCCAGCUCUAUCGGCGCUGCACAGCAGCUUUGGUCAUUCAGGCAGCCUGGCGCUGUCAUCAAGCCAGAGAAGCCUACUUGUGUCUGUAUGCUGCAGUGGUACAGCUACAGGCAGUUAGCAGAGGCUUCCUGAGCAGGCAAAGCUUCAAGAAACUGAGAGAGCAGAGACUCCAGGAGAAAAGGGAGCAGCAGGAACAACUCCUUCAGCUCCAGAAUGGCCAGGUGAGCCUCUCACAAGAAAAGGAGGAGGAGCCGCGAGAAAGAAACAUGGGGCUGGACCUCAGCACUUGGGAGGAUCGUUCCUGCGACCAACAAGAAAGGAGCCGCCAAAUUUUCAGCAGCCACGGGGCCACGGUUAAGGAGGCAGGAGGAGAAGAUGCUGCAACAAAAGCGAGCUCCUCCAAAGCACAAACUGAAGCACCAACUUCAGUAUCAGUGCCCUCUGUGGCGGUGCGAGAAAGGGCUCGGACUGUAGAUGAACCUAGCUAUAGAACCACCCGGGCCAAGAGAGAGAGCCGGCGGAUGAGAGAGUUGGAGCAGGCCAAGUUCAGCCUGGAGCUCCUCAAAGUCCGGGCAAAUAGUGGCGGAGCAUCAUCUCCCUCUGAGGACCGGCGCUUGUCUCUGGAGCUGAUGCCCCCUGCAAGCCCACCUCUUCGUUCACCUCAAGGCACACCUGACAGCCAGAGCUCCAAAGGCAGCUUUGAGCUUCUCAUGAUGGAUGAGGAGCCACCCAAGGCUACAGAAGAGGUGACGGACACUGAGGACCCCUUUUCCCCACUCCCGCCAGUUUCUCCAGUUUCAGAGCCUAAUGUGGAUGUUGCUCCAACAAGCCCGAAGCCAGCUGAACCAUACAGGAGAGUUUCUGAUGCUAUUCCCCCCGAAAGCAGUGUGACAAAAAUGGACCCUGCCCACGUGCAUCCGCCCAAAAUCGACUACCUCCCAACUAUUUAUGUCCCUGCUAGUGAGGGCAGUGCAGUAAUUGCUUGUCAACCUGCUGAAGAGCCUCAACAAAGCAAAGAGGCAGCUGUCUCCACAACCACCAUCACCACCAUCCACAAACCUUUCAAGGAUAGACGCGAGCCAACACGUCGACCAGUGGUGGUGGUCAUCAGUAUGCAGAAAGAGAUGCCGCUGAGCGAAGAACUGGGUAACAUCAUCCGCCUCCCUGUAGCAUUUCGAGAUUCAACAGCCCAGACAGGUGAUUCGAAAUCUUCAUUAGAGAAACCAGACCGAGCUUCCGUCCCUGCUUCUACCUCAGUCUCUCAGGUGGACCAGGCUGCCAUAGAGAAGUUGGUGCGACUGAACGAGGAGAAAGAGGAGAGGCAGCGUAAUCAGCAGCAGCAGAAUGAAAAGGAGAUGAUGGAGCAGAUUAGACAACAGAAAGAAGUGCUGGAGCAGCAGCGUCAUUUCUUCGCCCAGCAUGAGAGAGACCUGUUUGAGAAACAAAGAGAAGGGGCUCGUGUGAAGAUAGAGCAGAGUCGACAGAGCAGACAAGAUCUCAGUGGAGCCGCAACCUCCAUGAAGCCCCUUAGACCCCUUUCCCUGCUGGGUCAGAGAACAGCAGGGGAAGCUCCUCAUGCCAGAACGCUGUCAGACUCCUCUGCCCCUCAACCCCAGCAGUUUUCUCCACCUGCUUCUGCUCCUAAAGAAAUUCACAAGGAAAGCAAGCCAGUUCCUGAGGGCUGGGCACCCAAAAUCACACUGGAGUCCAGAGAUAGGGGAGGAACCAAAGUGAGCGCAACUGCCAAGAAGCCACCAAGUGAUCGAGGCACUACAGUUAGCAUGACAGAUAAUUCCAGCAACACAUUCUUCUUUCCAAAGGACAAAGUGACAUUUGCAAAGUUUGACGCGGAUACGAUCACUAAAGACACACUUGCUGCUAUCUCCAGAGAAGGACCAACAUCAGUCUCCAAAGCUUCUAAGACCUUGAAAUCACAAGAUGUUGGCAGAGCGGGCCAAAAAAAGAAAGCCAGAAUGGCACGGACCCGCUCCGACUUCCUCAUCCAUGUCCCCAAUCACUCAGUUGGGGGCGAUUCAGACGAGGAUGACUAUGAUGGUGACAGCCUCCCCGGCCCCCGUCAUUACACUCUACCCCUCUCCAAACAGAGCUCCACGGAGGCAUGCCUAAGAGAGUCCUGUUUCAGUGACUCAGACAUGCCUGCAAGCUCUGAGAAGCUACACAAAACCAUGUCAUCAGGAGAUUUGGGCAAAGAGGACUCGCUUCGUAAGAACUCGCAAGAUGGAAGGGGUCGUAAGAGGCAUUUUUGGAACAAGGCCAAGUAUGGGGAUAAGAAGACAUCCAGAGAAAAGCUGAUUUGUGGGGCUGAUUCCCUGGAUGGAGAAUAUGGAGACAGCGGACCAUUGCUUGGAGAAGGUCAGGAAAACCUGUCGCCUCCCCGCAGUCCUGAUCUGACUUUGAAUCACGGGCUCAGAGAUUUGAAAGAGAACAGGGAGCAGUCUCCCAAGGUAAAGCCGAGGCGGAGUGUGAAGAUCAGCAGCGUGGCUCUGGAGUCUGCCCAGCGGCAGAAUGACAUGCUGCAGAUCCUUACCUCCGUCAACGACUACAGGAGCAUGAACGACUUCCUCGUGAAGAAGAUCAGCGACUUGGACACAGAGGACAGUAAAAAGGACACCAUGGUGGACAUUGUGUUUAAAAAGGCUCUGAAGGAGUUUCGUCUCAACAUCUUCAACUCCUACUCCACAGCACUCGCAAUGGAUGAUGGUAAGAGUAUUCGCUACAAAGACCUUUACGCUUUGUUUGAGCAAAUCUUGGAGAAGAUCAUGCGACAGGAGCAGAGAGAUUGGAGGGAGUCUCCUGUCAAAGUAUGGGGCAACACCUUUAAAAUUUUCCUGGAUGAGUUCAUGACUGAGUACAAACCUUUGGACUAUACAAUCAGCAAGCCAUUGCAAAAACCUGAACGCAAGAAGCGGAGGAAGAAGGACACAGACAAUGUGGAGGAGCAUAAUGGCCACAUCUUCAAGUCCACCCAGUACAGCAUCCCCACAUACUGUGAAUACUGCUCGUCACUCAUCUGGAUGAUGGACCGUGCCUGUGUGUGCAAAUUGUGCCGGUACGCCUGCCACAGAAAGUGCUGCCAGAAGACGACCACCAAAUGCAGUAAGAAGUUUGAUCCAGAGCUUUCCUCCAGACAGUUUGGAGUGGAAGUUUCUCGUCUGACUAACGAUGAGCGAACAGUGCCUCUGGUAGUGGAGAAGCUUAUCAACUACAUUGAGAUGCAUGGCCUCUACACUGAGGGAAUUUACCGGAAAUCUGGUUCCACAAAUAAAAUUAAGGAACUCAAACAGGGACUCGACACAGAUGUGGAGAACAUGAAUCUGGAUGACUACAACAUCCAUGUUAUUGCUAGUGUCUUCAAGCAGUGGCUGAGAGACUUGCCCAAUCCUCUGAUGACAUUUGAGCUCUAUGAGGAGUUCAUACGUGCCAUGGGUUUGCAGGAUAAAAAGGAAACGAUCAGAGGUGUGUAUUCAGUGAUUGACCAGCUAAGCAGAACGCACCUAAACACUCUAGAACGCCUCAUAUUUCAUCUCGUCAGGAUCGCUUUGGAAGAAGAGACAAACCGCAUGUCAGCUAACGCCUUGGCUAUAGUUUUUGCUCCCUGCAUCCUUCGUUGUCCCGACACCACUGAUCCACUGCAGAGUGUACAGGACAUCAACAAGACCACAGCGUGUGUAGAACUUAUCAUCUGUGAACAGAUGAAUAAGUACAAAGUGCGACUAAAGGACAUCAGCACUUUGGAGUUUGCUGAGAAUAAAGCCAAGUCCAAGCUGACGCUUAUCCGGCGGUCAAUGCAAUCAGAUGCUGCCAGAAAGGGAAAAGGCUGCAUACAGCGACUAAGCUACCACACGCCUUCACCUCCAGUUAGUCCCCGGCUGCAGCCUGCGGCAGAUGCUGCGAUAGAAGAGAGCGGCGGUGAAGAAGGAGCGGAGUCGUUACCUGAGAUCCCGGAGCAUCAGCAGGCAGCCAUGCAGCAGGAAGAGAGGGUGCUGACAGAGGAAAUUGAAAGCCUUCAGAAAGAAAAAGAAGAGUUGACCUUUGAGAUGCUGAGUCUGGAGCCACGAGCAUCAGAUGAUGAGACCUUGGAGUCAGAAGCCUCCAUCGGUACAGCUGACAGCUCUGAAAACCUCAAUGUGGACUCUGAGGAGACCAUUUCUGACUUCUCUGAGAGAGGCCCUUUGUUGACCUCCCCCUGGUCCCUGAGAUCUGACGGGAAGAGCCCCCGACGCCGAGUUCUCCACCGGCAGCCUGAGUCUCUGGACUCUGUAGACUCUUGUUCCUCUGUGUCUUUGUACUCCUCCUCAUCACAUUUCCAACCUUCAUCCUCUUCCUCUUCUUCUUCCACCCGCCGCUUUCGUUUCCACUCCAAGUCUUCUGGUGUCAGCUCGGGUCCGGCCCAGGCCCAGGCCCAGGUUCUGAAUGCAUCUCUAGGCUCCCGAUCUGACAACUUGGACAAUAGCCCUACAGGAGAUAAGGAAGCCAUGUGUAAUGAAAGGCCCCAGUUUACCAGUCGAGGCACCUACAAUCCAGAGAAGGGCAAGCAGAAACUUAGGGGAGCCAGACAUUCUGGCCUGAGGCACACUAGAGAAGGUGGUGGCCAAGGCAGGGACCCUUCAGAGAUACCACAGCACAUGGUAUUAUAUGGCAGUAAUGAAUUCAUGGUAUGAAGGACAAUGGGACAGUAAAACACCCCCUAUCCAACUCCCUGCCAGGCAUAUAUGUUCUCAAUGGGAGGUGAUGUAAUGGCAACUGAUCUCCACUCCUCAAAGCACUCUUGCUUAUCCUUUCAUUGUUGAAGUCUGCAAAGAAGCGUUCCCAAGUGCUGUGUACAGUGUUUCCCCCUCUGGGGGCGGGGGGGUCUGGCAGAAGGACAAGAAUCAGUGGAUGGGCUCCUCUUCUGUGGAUGAAACUGCCAACUGUGCUCUCACAGUGUAUUGGCAACUCUAUUCAGCGCCAAGAGGACACAAACUGAGCAGGACAGAGAAAAGGGAAUGUUGGAAUAUGCAGAAGAAAACCCUGGCAUCAGGGAAUGUUACAGAGCUGGAAAGCUGAAGCAGUGUACUACAAUGAAUAAAAAAAUAUAAUAAAAAAAAAUCAGGCACCAUCAGGCGUUGCAGAUGUUACAGUGAACUUAAAGCUCACGAUUACUGGCUGCUUUAUGAGUUUACAAUCAAUGUAAGCAGUGGAUGCUUUGUUAUUACAAAAUUAUUUUUCCCUUAUUUAAAAAUUUUAAUGUCACAGAAAUUCUUUAUAGCAUAUAAUAUACAGGUAUAAAUACUGUACAAAGCCGGAACACCAGCCUCUGCUGGGUUGAAGUCAAAUAUUUAUCUUUUUUUUUUUCUUCUUCUUUUUUUAAAUUGAAAAUCUUGGACAGAGAUGUUUUGGUUUGGGCAGUGGAUCCCACACUUGCGUGUGUACAUGUGCCGAGCGCUCAUGCGUGACUGUAUGUAUGUGUGAGACAGAAAAAAAGACCCACUUCAUGUGUUUUAAGUUUGUGCUGCUUUCUUUUCUUUCUCCCUUACAAGGGAAACGCCACCAUCAAAGGGACCAAGUCAGCUGGUGUGUUUUCCAGCCAAGGGGAUCCCAGCUCUUUAGGAAUGUUGGAAUCUGUGUAAAAUUCCUGCAUUCACCGCUUAACAGCCAUAUAACAAUUACAAUGUACAGUACAGUUCAUAUGUACAGUAUAGUGAACAAAUGCCAUUUUAUUCUUGCAAUCAAUUAUUACCCACUCCCAAAGCCAUCCUUCCCUGUCUCUUAAGCAUUUGCUCAAUAGCAACCAUGCAAGAACAUAAAAUUAUUGUCUCCUGUCUUUAUUGAAUGUGUACAUAUUAGUUGUAAAUAUUCAAGUGCAUAAGUGCAAUUUUUUCUUUUUGCUCACUUUCACACCUAUGUUGAAAUGGGGAAUUUGUCCAGAUUGGAACUUUUCAGCACUGUGACAGUCAAUGGCAUAUGAAAAUAGGCCUUUUUGUACAGCAGUUUCUUGUCUUGAUGUAAACAUAGCCGCCUUUAGAGUCCCACUCGCAGUUAACCAUGAUAGUGAGUCAGCCGGGCACUAUACCAGGACCUUGAAACUGAUGCAGUUAAUGGUAUCCAGCCAUCUUUAACUUUACUGUUUCUGCUUUUCUGAAUCUGUUCUACUUGUACUGUUGUUGUACUGUGUUUUACCCUUUCCUGAUGCACUACUACAUGGAAAAAAAGUACUGGGCUACCUACACAUUACAAAUGCAGGAGCUGCUGAGCCAUGGAAACCCAUGCUAUGAAGCUCCCGGCACACAGUUGCUGUGCAGAUGUUAAUGCCAGAGAAGGUUUGAAACCCUGUAGUUAUUAAGUCAGCGAAGUGCUGAUGAUUUUACACACGGUGCACCUCAUGUGACACUUCAUGGCUGAGUUGCUGUUGUUCCUACAUGCUUCCACUUUGCAUUAACAGUUGCACUUACAGUUGAUUGAGGAAUAUUCAUUUCAGUUUUAUUUAUAUACUGCCAAAUCACAAUAACAGCUGCUUCAAGGUGCUUUGUACUGUAAGGUAAAAAGCCUAAAAUAUUAGAGAGAAAACCCCAACAAUCAGAUGGACAUCAGUUGGGGUUUUCUCUCCAAGCAAGCAUUAGGUAAAUAUCUAGAGGGCAGGAAAUUUCACAACCUGUUGCAGCAGUAGCAUCCCAUUAUAGUACCACACUCAAAUGCAGUGAGCUCUUCUUUCACACAAGUUUGUAGAGGCAGAUUGCACGGCUAGGUGCUGGAUUUUAUACACUUGUGGCCAUGAGACCAAAAACACCUGAAUUCAAAGGUUAAUAGACUGUGUGGCCCAAAGCGUUUGUCUAUAUAUUGUAUUUGCCAUUUGUCACUGCAGCGACAGUUAAGUAAAAGUCAUAAAUUCACUUUAAGGAAGAGGCUCUAUUGUGAUAGAUGAGUGACACAUUUAAGAGAAAUAUCUGAAUCAAUGGAUGGAGAAACACCUACAAUGCAGAUGCUUCCAAACAGGGAAGCAUCUGCAGUUAACAUCCAGUCACGCUAUGUGGCAUGUAUAAAAAUGCUGUUCUGGU